Molecule: messenger RNA, 3463 nt
Organism: Anguilla anguilla (European eel)
Lineage: Eukaryota; Metazoa; Chordata; Actinopteri; Anguilliformes; Anguillidae
Product: ras-related C3 botulinum toxin substrate 3-like
Exons: 6
Coding region: 713-1270 (185 amino acids)
Biological process (GO): establishment or maintenance of cell polarity; actin filament organization; regulation of cell shape
Cellular component (GO): cytoplasmic vesicle; plasma membrane; cytoskeleton
Molecular function (GO): protein kinase binding; GTPase activity; GTP binding
Source: RefSeq, a predicted model, not a curated record
CGCCCCGUUCCCCACGCUGCUCUGCUCAGUCCUGCAGGCCCCAGCGCUCACGGCCAUCCCAGGACCGUUCCUCUGCCCUCACUGUGUGACUCCAUACGGUUUGGUCCCCUGGAUCUGCUGAAGUUCUGCUCCUUUUGGUAUAAACUGUCCUAACGGCAGGUCAAGCAAUGAAAAAAAACAAGAUAAAUUCCUAAAAACUGAAAAGCCUGUUCAUUGGUUCAUUGGGCGUGUCUGUGAGGUUGGUGUGAUGGAGUGUGUGUGUGUGUGCGUUCAUUUAUCUACAAUCAUGCAGCAGGAAGUACAAGGUACUCGGGAUAAUGACCUUAAUUUCAUUGACUCAUAACUGCACAAUGUCUUGGCUGCUGGAGGGAUGUUGUGUGGGAGCUUAAAAGCAGUUCUCAGGUAUUUUGACGUCAUCCUGGCGUCCUCCUGGUGUCCUCUUCAUGUGAUUUUGGUGUGAAAUGUAAAAGUGGUUGAUUUCGGUUAGACCUAAUCUGUACUUCAUGCUGAUAACCCUUUCCCCAGCCACUGAGCGGAGUGUGUUACUCACAGUGUGCAGUGGUGGUUGCUGACUGACAGGGAUGCCUGAAGAGGAUUUCAACACAUGAAGGAUCCAAAGCUGUUUAUCUUACAGGAAAACGACCAGUAGGUUGCAGCAAAGAAGCUAAAGCUAACCCUAACCCACUUCAUCAAAUGGAGGAUCAGCCUGCUUAUGUCAGCACCACAUGCUGUGGGAAAGACCUGUCUCCUCAUCAGCUACACCACCAAUGCCUUCCCUGGGGAGUACAUCCCCACUGUGUUUGAUAACUACUCCGCCAAUGUGAUGGUGGACGGCAAGCCAGUUAACCUGGGCCUGUGGGACACAGCAGGACAGGAGGACUACGACAGGCUGCGCCCGCUCUCUUACCCACAGACGGACGUGUUCUUGAUAUGCUUCUCGCUGGUGAGCCCCGCCUCCUUUGAGAACGUCAGGGCCAAGUGGUACCCAGAGGUCCGACACCACUGUCCCAACACCCCCAUCAUCCUGGUGGGCACCAAACUGGACCUUCGGGAUGACAAGGACACCAUCGAGCGCCUUCGGGACAAGAAGCUGGCCCCCAUCACGUACCCGCAGGGCCUGGCCAUGGCACGGGAGAUUGGUGCAGUGAAGUACCUGGAGUGCUCAGCGCUCACCCAGCGAGGCCUGAAGACGGUGUUUGACGAGGCGAUCCGGGCCGUCCUCUGCCCUCCCCCCGUCAAGAAGCGCGGCAAGAAGUGCUCCAUCGUCUGAGGGGCCGAAGAGGAUGGAGGGGGGGGGCACCGUCUCAGGAGCACCAUGGCAUGGGGGGGGCACGGGGACUUACUUCUGGCACUGCUGCUGCCGCACGAUCAGAGCCUCGGGCUCUUUUCUGAGGCGUCUCCGACCAAGCGAUUCCAAUCCAGAAAUGUGGGCGGGGCCUGAGGGAGGGGGGCGUGUCAGAGUUUUUUUUAAACUGUCAAACAAACUGUCUGAAUUUGCCUUAAUCAGUCGUAAAAUUAGAGGAGUUAUCCCUGGAAAGGACUCAACCCCUUUAUUGACUUCAUAACCGUAUUAAGACAGGAAGCCACCACACCCCCCCCCCCCCCCCCGCUCCCUCACAUUGACUAACAGCUCUUCUGCAGCGUGCCAGUGAACAUUUAUUUUUUGUCUGUAUUUUUGUUUUCACAUAUUUUGGUCUGUGAAUGUACAGUGUGAUGGUGUUUAUGUCUGUUGUGAAAAGUGUCUGUGGUUCUAGCUGCCUAGGGCAGCGGAAAAGCGGACACUGCUCUGGUAGGGGACAGUACGAUCAGAAGGGUUUUUAUUGGUUGACGUUUCUUACAUGGUGUCUGAGGCGUAUCAUUUCAUAAGAAGUCAUCCCGUGACACUGACUCCUCUUGUGACAAAUGUCUUUUUAAAAUUGCAAAUUGACUAGAGCGUGCAGGUUAUUUGGUUUGUAGUUUUUGCCUCUUUAUCACAAUUUUAAAGGGUCCUUACCCCUUUGUACCAAGUCAGAGGACAGUAUAUUUACUAAGUGAAAUCAGGCUAAUAGAACAAGCUAAUGGAAAAAAAAUGCGUUCUUUAACAAGAAGGCUGAAGCUUUGUGAGGCUCCGUUUAAUUCCAGCGUAAAGUUGUCCUCUCUCCAGUAUUAAUGUGUCUCAUCCUGGGGAUUCAGCCGAGCUGCGACCUGUUUUAGCCCGUCGCUGGCUCCAGACCUCUUUCCCUUCUUACUGCGUCAGGGCCCACCUGUGACAUAACUGAACAGAAAGUGGCCUUUGACAAGCCUGGGCAGUCCAGCACAGAGUCCUGUGAGUAUAGACCAUGUUUACUGCUACAAACGAACACAGGGGAUGAACAGGAUGGUGAUGUGCCAUUGUGACUAGUAUUCGGAGACCAGUAUGCCAAAUUUACAAGCCACAGAACCCUUCCAUCUGUAGAGCCUUGUGUUGAAACGUAAGGCUUAAAGUGGGCAUCCUCAGUUUAAUUUCUUUCUGGGGACUUAAAAAACGUGUAUUUCCUGUUUGUCUUAGUUGCCAACUGUGCAUAUUUAACGAUUGAGUGCAUGUUUUUGUGUGUGUGUGUGAGUGAGAAAUUGUGUGCAUGCACACACAGGUGGAUGUUUGUGUGUGUGUGUGCGUGUGUGUGUGUGAACAAGAGAUUGUGUGCAUGCAUGCACAGGUGCAUGCAUGCCUGCAUGUGUGUAUUUCAGAUUUUGGAUUGCUCAAGUAGACAGCAAUGUUGUGUGUUGUGUCUGUGAUAAUCCACUUCACUUUACAAAAUAACUCUGGAAACGAGCAAAAAAGUUUAAAAGAAUGACAACAAAAACACUUUAUUUGUAUUAAUCAUUGCCAAAAGAAACUCCUGUGUUAAUUAUGUGUAAACUUUGAGGAGGUAUGCAUUAUUAAAGAACAUUUUUUGAAUGUAUUUAACGAUAUUACCUUUAUUUUAUUUGCUAAAAAUAAAUUUAGACUCUAGAAUGAGGAUACUAGAGAAUUGUUAGCCUUGCUGUUUGUGUAAUUUGACAUUAUUUCUUUUACACAUCCGUCUACUUCAACUGACUUGAAUUUCUAAGUAGUAUCAUUAAGCUUAGGAGGGAAUAACUAAGUGUCUCCCUCUGCUGGUGAUCUUCGGGGAUACACAUUUUCAAUGUUGUGAAGGCAUUGGAUUUGCAAGCUUGUUGACUCUGUGGGCAUGGCAAACACGUCCAGUUAACAAAAUAUGUGUCUGAGGCGAUGCUCUGAACUGUUUUAACUGCAUGGUAACGCCCUGGAACCUGACGACAGAAUGUAUUGUUCUGGAGUCUUAGGGGGUCAGUGGUUGGUGUCGUAGGAAAGCUCCUAGUUUGCGGUGUAUUCCAUGCUUGGAUAUCCGUCUCAUUAUUUUGUAUAUUUUUUUUCAUGUCUUGAAGUAUUGUGGGAGAAAAAAAACAAUUUUGUAUAAUAAAUAUGAACUAUGAAGUAAAUCUU